This is a messenger RNA of Corvus hawaiiensis (hawaiian crow), 2289 nucleotides long. It is a transcript of the gene SLC2A6, whose product is annotated as solute carrier family 2 member 6. The coding region runs from base 365 to 1885 and encodes 506 amino acids. The record is from RefSeq and is a predicted model, not a curated record. Gene Ontology annotation, molecular function: transmembrane transporter activity. Gene Ontology annotation, biological process: transmembrane transport. Gene Ontology annotation, cellular component: membrane. The transcript is spliced from 10 exons. NCBI's taxonomy places the organism in Eukaryota, Metazoa, Chordata, Aves, Passeriformes, Corvidae.
AGAGAUACGGCCUUAGCAAAGGGACAUUUCUGCUGGUGAACACAGCUCUGCGAGGACCAUCCCUGCAAGUGUCACUGGGUGGGAGGGUUUGGUUUCCAUCUGGACAGGGUGAAGGCUGCAGGACACCACUGUCACCGCCACUGUCACCCCGUGGCUCUUCUCCUGCUGGUGUUCCGGCCCCCCUCAGUUUCCUGCCGAGGGGCAGUCGGGCGCGAGCCCACGAGGCACAGAUUUCUCUGAUUAGGCAAGGCCAGGCAGCCUCUUCCCUUUCGCUUUCAGCUGCCUCUUCCUCCCCUUCCCCUGGGCAGCCCCAGCAUCCGCCCCAAGCGCAGCAGCACCGGCACCGCCACAGCCACGCACGGCCAUGGAGCGCAGUGACCGCGAGCCCCUCGUCAGGAAAACGAGCUCCUCGUACCACACCUUCCCCGAGAGCACUGCCAGGAGGCUCGACAGGGAGUACCUGAGGAGCCUCCACAACAAGCGGCUCUACCUGGCUGUGUUUGCCGCUGUCCUGGGCAACUUCAGCUUCGGCUUCGCCCUGGUUUAUCCCUCCCCCGUCAUCCCUGCCCUGGAGGCUCAUCCCAACCCUGCGCUGAGGCUGGACCAGCACACAGCGCCCUGGUUCGGGUCGGUGUUCACGCUGGGAGCUGCGGCGGGCGGGCUCAGCACGAUGCUGCUCAACGACUGCCUGGGCCGCAAGCUGAGCAUCAUGUUCUCGGCUCUGCCCUCGGCGCUGGGAUACGCGCUGCUGGCCGGAGCCCAGGGCCUCUGGAUGCUGCUGCUGGGCCGGCUGCUGACGGGCUACGCCGGCGGAGUGACCUCCGCCUCCAUCCCGGUUUACAUCUCGGAGAUCUCCCACCCGGGGGUCAGGGGGAUGCUGGGUGCCUGUCCCCAGCUCAUGGCAGUGCUGGGCUCCCUCGUCCUGUACGCACUGGGGCUGGUCCUGGACUGGCGCUGGCUGGCCGUGGCCGGGGAGGUGCCGGUGCUUGCCAUGGUGCUCCUGCUCUGCUUCAUGCCCAACUCGCCCCGGUUCCUGCUCUCCCAGGGGAAGGAGGAUGAAGCCCUGGGCUCCCUGUGCUGGCUGCGGGGUGAGGACACAGAUUAUGCCCGGGAGUACGAGCAGAUCAAGGACAGCGUGAGGAAGCAGAGCCGUCGGGUUUCCUGUGCUGAGCUCAAGGACCCCUUCCUUUACAAGCCCAUCCUGAUCGCGGCGGGAAUGAGGUUCCUGCAGCAGCUCUCGGGGGUCACCUGCAUCCUCGUGUACCUGCAGCCAAUAUUCAAGAAAACAUCGGUCAUCCUGAAACCAGAGUACGACGCAGCUCUGGUUGGCCUGGUGCGUCUGUCCUCGGUGGCCAUCGCUGCUGUGUCGAUGGAUAAAGCUGGGAGGAAGAUCCUCCUUUUUGUAUCAGCUGGUGUCAUGUUGGUCUCCAACCUGACCAUGGGGCUCUACAUCCACUUCGUGCCAGCUUCUCACAAUGGCACCGUGGCCAACACGACCCUGGUGAGCUCUGCCAACCUCCCUGCUGAGCCGACAAACUACAUCACCCUCAUCCCCCUCCUGGCAAUCAUGUUCUUCAUCAUGGGUUAUGCCAUGGGCUGGGGCCCCAUCACUUGGCUGCUGAUGUCGGAGAUCCUCCCUCUCAAAGCCCGUGGGGUGGCCUCGGGCCUCUGUGUGGUCGUGAGCUGGCUGACAGCCUUCACCCUGACCCAGUUCUUCCUCCCAGCCGCGAAUGCCUUCAGCCUCGAGGUGCCCUUCCUGUUCUUCGCCGUCAUCAGUGCUGGGAACAUCUUAUUCACAGGCUGCUGUGUCCCUGAAACCAAAGGCAGGUCCCUGGAGCAGAUCGAGGCCUUUUUCAGGACUGGCCGGAGGUCGUUCCUGAGGUAGGACCUGCCCUUGCCCAGGCUCGAGGGCAAAGCAAACUUGUGCUGCUGAAAGUGGAAGCUGGAGCUCCCUGUGGGAGAGGAAGGGGCAGCAAUGAUCAUCUUGCUCUGGCUGUAGAAGUUGCCAGCGGGAACUUUACCUUCUCUUCCUAUCACCCAACACUACCUGUGGCUCUCUGCACAACCUGUCAGUCCCCGGGAUGGGAGCAGGCAACCAGGGCCAGGAGACAGAGGUGCCCUGGAAGAAUAAAGGUGUGGCUGUGACAGGACACCAUGGUUGUCCUCUGAGAGUCUGAGGGCUUGGCAGGGGCAGAGUUUAGAGCUGGAGCCGUUCUGGCAAAAGCUCAUCAUGUAGCUGCAAGAAUAAAACAGCUUUGCUUCCAACUGCAAGACAUUGCCUUGAUUUGC